Molecule: messenger RNA, 11796 nt
Organism: Coregonus sp. 'balchen'
Lineage: Eukaryota; Metazoa; Chordata; Actinopteri; Salmoniformes; Salmonidae
Source: the annotation of a GenBank genome assembly
AUGCGGAAAUUAGAGCACUUGAGGUUUUUUAUACCUGUAUCGAUGUGAGUGAUGUAAUGCUUUUUCUUUCGAAGAGGUGAUGAUGGUCUGCUCUGCUCUAUAUUACCCAGGCUCUGUCCUGUUCUCCAUACUGCUCUGCCGUGAUUGAUCUGUCGUGAUAAGCAAUGCAUGUAUGAUGUAAGCUAUGAUAUAAGCCAUCUAUGUUUGGGCAAAUCAAGGAGCUGUUUGUAUUGUACGAUGAUUGUCUAUGUGAAUUGAAUGACGAUUGCUAAACAAACAUAAUUGUGUGUGGGUUAUUGUAUUGGCCUAGGUGUGUGUAAUUCCUUUCAUUAGUCUGACCUUUAAGAAGCCAACCUCCUGGUUUCCUUGACUCCUGCGUUCAGAUAUUUAUCCUAACAUCAUUGCUAUGGGCUUUCCUGCUGAAAGACUUGAGGGUGUCUACAGAAACAACAUUGAUGACGUAGUACGGUAAGUACUUCUCCUAAACGUUCAUGUCGAUGUCCCUGUCAAAAAUAAAGGGGUUUCUUAGAAUGUAAAGGAAUGGGGAAAAAGUAAACUAUGAAAACAGCAGGUAGGUAACAUGUCUUAACUACCUUAACCAAACCCAAUGGGCACAGUCGGCGAGGCUGAACAUUUUAGAGGGCCCCAUCUUGUUUAAAAAAAAAAGAAAUGUUAUCAUUUUUAAGCCAAUUUCCUGCAAAUAUCAGAAUUUCUCAAUGGCGGCAAGAUAUAUUUUAGCAUUUCUAAAGUACAUUUCUGUUAAUUUUACACAUUUAGCCAUGGCGCUGAGAGAAAAUGUUGCAGUUUUAAAGCUAAUUUCCAGGGAUUUUACGUAUUCUGCCAUGGGGCUGAGAGAAUUUAGCAUUUUGUAAAGAUAUUUUCCGGCAAUUCUAUGCAUUUUGCCUUCUUUUGCUCAAACUUAAUAACAAAAUCAAUACUGUUAAAUGUAUUGUUUUUGGAAUUUUUAGUUCCCCUGACUCUUUUGGUGAAUGUUAGUUCUCAGAGAUUAUAUUAUUUUUUAAAGUUAUAGCUCCAUUAUCUUUUCUACAUACUUUAUAUCUGGUUUAAGUCUUAAGUUUACACUGAAAAUGUUUUUCCUUCCCAAAUUAUUAUUAUUAUUAUUAUAAAUGUUUUACAGUUGGGUCUUAGGUGUCCCAAAAACACGCUUAGGAGGCCUGCCCAAGGGUUUAUAUGGCAGAAAAAUCCCUGAUCAUGUUUCUCACUGAUUAUCGUUAUAUGGGCGACAGAGGUCGGACUCUGAAUAUAAUGUUUGAAAUGCAGGCUGUCAUGCCAGCUUCAGAGGCUUGCCUGAUGUGUCAACUGAAACCAAAGGAGUGACCUGCAAGCCACCUGUGAACUUAACCUGACCCUGCUUGUUUUAUUGUCCAAACAAUUUCCUUCGAUUUACGCAGGCCCUAAAAAUUGUCAAAGACUCCAGCCACCCAUGUCAUAGACUGUUCUUUCAGCCACCGCAUGGCAAGCGGUACCAGAGUGCCAAGUUUAGGUCCAAAAGGCUUCUUAACAGCUUCUACCCCCAAGCCAUAAGACUGCUGAACAAUUAAUCAAAUGGCUACCCAGACUGUUUGCAUUGAGGCCCUUUUUUUUUUUUUACACUGCUGCUACUCGCUGUUUAUUAUCUAUGCAUAGUCACUUUACCCCUACCUACAUGUACAUAUUACCUCGACUAACCUGUAUCCCUGCACAUUGACUCGGUACCGGUAUCCCCUGUAUAUAGCCUCGUUAUUUGAUUGUUACUUAUUCAGUAAAUAUUUUCUUAACUGCAUUGAUGGUUAAGGGCUUGUAAGUAAGCAUUUCACGGUAAGGUCUACACCUGUUGUAUUCGGCGCAUGUGACAAAUAAACAAUUUGAUUUGAGGAUGUAGACUCAAAGGUGUGGGCUUUUGGAAAUGUGAACAGAGAAAACAGCCUUUGUCAUUUCCCAGAACCUGUCGUUUUUAGAUGUGAGCCAACCUGAGCAACCAACGUACCCUACUGAUAGUCGAUGUUGUAACACUGUAUUAUUUAGCUUGUCUGAGAGCCCGUCAGUCUGCCCCCCCUGUCUGCGCCAUGCUGUCAUUAUGCUCAGUUUAAGCUAGUGAUUUAGAGGGCCGUUAGUGUUGAAAGGUUUAAGUCGGACCAGAAUUAGCUCAAAUGUGUUCUGGAUGGAAAAGUAAUUAUCUUCUCUCUCUCAGGUUUCUGGACUCUAAGCACAAAAAUCAUUACAAGAUAUAUAAUCUGUGAGUACCCUGGUGUCUGUCUAUUUUGCUUGUGCAUAUGCAGUAUGGUCAGCGGCGGUUGCUGUGCUGCAAAGUUGUCUGAUGUAAUGCAGAAAAUGUCUGUGGAAUAUAGGCCUGGAGGAGGAAAAGCCCUUCUGUUUUAGAAUGUAAACCACAGUAGCCACUUAUUUGCCUUUAGUCAUCAGGGCCCAGUUGUCUAUCCGGUUUUUGCCUAUCGUAUAGGAUUAAUGCAUAGAAAGCGUGAAUAGAACGGGAGUCCCCAUUUUAAGUCAAUGAUUCGUCUGUUCUAUUCAUUCUAUUUCUAUGAGUUGAAUCCUAUUCAUUAGGCGAAAUACAGAUAGAUCACUUUUGAAAUAUAGGGCCCAGUGGUUCUUUGUGGAUAGGCCUAAGCAUUGUUCUGAAGGGUUAGAACAUAACCGUUUGGUAUAGUUUUACCCUGGAAAAGGAAUUUACAACGUCCUACUUACUCAGUAUGAAGUCGUUACCUAGUAUAAUAAUAAUAUAAUAAUAUGAUAUGCCAUUUAGCAGACGCUUUUAUCCAAAGCGACUUACAGUCAUGCGUGCAUACAUUUUUUUUGUGUAUGGGUGGUCCCGGGGAUCGAACCCACUACCUUGGCGUUACAAGCGCCGUGCUCUACCAGCUGAGCUACAGAGGACCAGUAGACUCACUGCGAGCUGCAAAGAUACUAAAGUACCUCAGGUUUCUCAUUGAUAACAAUCAUCUUAACUUAGUGAACAUGAGAUGUAGAGAGAGUGCAAUAAAGACAAUAUAUAUAUUAUUUAAGUUGGCUGAAUCUGUGGAAUUCAUGAGGUUGCAGUUGCUGUAAUAAUCUGUAUGCUGAUAGAUCGAUUAUACAAAUGAAAGAAUGCUCCCCUUUGUAGUCUGCUACUAUAACAACAUUUUUGUUUGUCCCUUUAUAGGUGCGCUGAGCGACAUUAUGACGCAACCAAAUUCAAUUGCAGAGGUGAGACAUUACAUCGCAGUGAAACCAUCAUCACUUUCAUUCAGGCUGUCAUUGAUUAGUUUAGUCUUUCACUAAAAAACCCAUGUGUGACAAUAUCUAACUGAGCUCGGUCUAUCUCCGUCUCUCUCCAGUUGCACAAUAUCCGUUUGAGGAUCACAAUCCCCCGCAGCUGGAGCUGAUCAAACCGUUCUGCGAAGAUCUUGACCAGUGGUUAAGUGAGGACGACAAUCACGUGGCGGCGAUUCACUGUAAAGCUGGAAAGGGACGUACGGGUGUCAUGAUCUGUGCUUACCUGUUACACCGGGGCAAGUUCCUCAAAGCACAAGAAGCUCUGGACUUCUACGGAGAAGUCAGGACCAGAGAUAAGAAGGUACAUUUUAUUGUUCCAGUCUGGCUGCGUUUACACAGGCAGCCCAAUAAUUUAUCUAAAUGGUAUUUUUUGACCAAUCAGAUCAGCUCUGAAAACGAGCUGAUGUGAAAAGAUCUGACGUGAUUGGUCAAAAGGCUUAUCUUCAUAACUUGAACAUUUUUGAGGCUCCUAUAAAGGCUUCAAAUCGUAAAAAUCCUCUUGACUGACGGAGAAAAUCUUCAGUUUCACUAAGUUUUUCUCUGUCCCAUUCAGGGAGUGACAAUCCCCAGCCAGAGGCGCUAUGUCUACUACUAUAGUCACCUUCUCAAGAACCAGCUGGAUUACAAACCAGUGGCUCUGCUCUUCCACAAGAUGGUGUUCGAGACGGUGCCCAUGUUCAGUGGCGGAACAUGUCGUAAGUGAUUUCCUUGUCAAUCCUGUUUCUUUCCUGUAUCCUCCUGACCUUUGGCUUGUGUGCUACUGGCUUUCACACUUUCACAAUGUGAGCUUCAGUUAAUUGUCCUGCCUCUGUUCUCUGCUUUGCUCUGCACAGCUUUGCUUCUCGAUGUUGCAUGUUAUUUUGCCGUUUUCUCCAUGCAAAGCAGACAUUAACCACAGUGGAACGUACCGUUUUGCAAUGAUGGUUAUGCUAGUCCAAAUGGUGUGGUUUCACUGCUAUUAUUUUGCUUGGCUCACUGGUCAUUUGACUUGGCUGUAUAAUCAGAGAAUAAGGGGUUUAUUCGUGCGUUCAAGACAGCUGGGAACUGGGGGGGGACGACCGACAAGGUCAAAUCAUGACGUCAAUGAUCUUCAGGUCAGAAAGUCGGAGCUCUAGAAAGUUUCCGACUUGGAAUUUCAAGUUUGGAUGACAAUUCAAAAAGAUUUUUCCCAGUCUGAGCUCUUUUUUUCCCCUCUGAGUUCCCAGUUGUCUUGAACGCACUGAAGUUGUAAUUCGGAGAUUUCAGAGUUCCCAGUUGUUUUGAAGGCGGCAUAUACCUUGCUGGAUUGCCAGAAGACUUAUAUGGACCUAUGAUAUAGUGAUGAGGGUAAAAAAACGAUAUAUUGCAAUAUUAUUUUGGAAUUAUACUGAAGAAAAAUAUAAAUGCAACAUGUAAAGUCUUGGUCCCAUGUUUCAGAAAUAUUCCAUAUGCACAAAAAGCUUAUUUCUCUCAAAUGUUGUGCACAAAUUAGUUUACAUCCCUGUUAGUGAGCAUUUCUCCUUUUCCAAGAUAAUCCAUCCACCUGACAGGUGUGGCAUAUCAAGAAGCUGAUUAAACAGCAUGAUCAUUACACAGGUGCACCUUGUGCUGGGGACAAUAAAAGGCCACUCUAAAAUGUGCAGUUUUGUUUCACAACACAAUGCCAAAGAUGUCUCAAGUUGAGAGAGCGUGCAAUUGGCAUGCUGAAUGCAGGAAUGUCCACCAGAGCUGUUGCCAGAACUGAAUGUUAAUUUCUCUACCAUAAGCCGCCUCAACGUUGUUUUAGAGAAUUUGGCAGUAUGUCCAACCGCAGACCACAUGUAACCAUGCCAGCCCAGGAACUCCACAUCCGGCUACUUCACCUGCGGAAUCGUCUGAGACCAGCUACCCGUACAGUUGAUGAAACUGAGGAGUAUUUCUGUCUGUAAUAAAGCCCUUUUGUGGGGAAAAACUCAUUAUCAUUGGCUGGGCCUGGCUCCCCAGUGGGUGGGCCUAUGCCCUCCCAGGCGCCCCUGCCCAGUCAUGUUAAAUCCAUAGGUUAGGGCCUAAUUCAUUUAUUUCAAUUGACUGGUUUCCUUAUAUGAACUGUAACUCCGUAGAAUCUUCUAAAUUGUUGCAUUUUAUAUUUUUGUUCAGUGUACGUUAUAUCGAUACAUUUGACUAAUUAUUACUUUUUUGGUAGCUAGCUCUAGUUGGCUGUACCUGCGGCAACAAGUGUUUCCCCUAGAAUAGUUUCCAGCAGCGGUGGCACAGUUAGCGUGGUGGGUGGUAGUGGACCUUGGCCAAUGGCGCGGCCUCCAACCCAACAUUUUAGAGGCCCUCCACUUGGCCGCAGAAACAAAAUGUUGCUGUUAAAGCUAAUUUCCUGCAAUUCUAUACAUUUUGCCAUUGCUUAUGUCAUGUUAUGCUAUCUGAGUGAGUCAAAUAUUUUAACAAAAUCAAUGGGGGCCCCAUGCCAUGACAUAUUUUGAAUUUUAGAUUCUCCCUGACUGUAUAGUAAAAAAAAAUUGGUGGUUCUCAAAUAUUAUCUUAUUUUAAAAUGUAUAGCUCCAUUAUCUUUUCUAGAUACUUUAUAUCUGGAUUUUAGUCGUUUAAGUUUAUACUGAAAACGUUUUACCAUCCGGAAAAUUAUUUUCUUUUUACAAAUCCUAUUUUUUGGAGUGGCGGCAAUGAUUAAGCAUCAGCGGCCUUCCGAUGCUAAAUAAAUAUAGGGGAAACACUGGCCAAAAGUAUAGCUUGUUCUUCAUCUUCUUUUUAAAUAGUGAGCCAACAUGUUUUCAGCACUUUAUUAUUACCAUGACUCAUCAAAACAAAUGUUCUCAUGCUCUCUCUGCAGCAGAGAUUUAGUGAGCAAUAUGUUUGGAACAUCAAAUCACAAUCAAAUCGCAGUAUCGAAUCGCAAUGCAUAUAGAACCGUGCGAAUCGCAAUACAACUGGUGUCGGCACCUAGGUGUGGUGAUAAUAUCGUAUUGUGAGGUCCCUGGUAGUUCCCAGCCCUACUAUGCUAUAACAACCCCCGACUCUGUGUGGUUGUCGUCAGUGGCUGCUCUUGUCAGCUGUGUCUGGCGUUUUAACCUCUUCACUUGUUUACCCAUAUUUCUAUCGGUUGACCUAUUGCCUGGGGCAAGUGAACGGAGCAGCCUUUUCUGAGGUUGGCCUAUUGGGCAGGUUAAUUUAUAUAUAUAUAUAUAUAUAUAUAUAUUAUAUAUAUAUUUUUUUUUUUAUAUAACCAAAAAACAAGUGAAAACACAAAGAAUUCCAGUACUGGUCUUUCUGAUUCCUCCAUUAUGUGUAGGUGAAAGGCAGGCAAUAUAUGGCACUUCUGCUUGUAAAUAGCUCAUUUACAUUUUCGGGCAAAUGAAAAAUACCCCUGACUUGCUGAUUGGCAAGUGCCUUUCAGACUUUAAUGUCAAUCCCUGUUAUUUUAGCCCUAUUCUGAACACACACGCACACACAACACACACACACACACACACACACACACACACCCUAUGUGGUAAGUUCACAUGGCACAACACGCAAAGUAUUGAAGUGGUUUUAAUUUCAACGCCCAAGCCCCUGCCCCUCAUAAAAUGAUUCUUAGUAAAUGCGAGUAAUGCAAAGAUUGUUUUCUGGAAAAUGUUAGCUGAUGCUUUUUAAGGCCUAUAUGUUAGGAAAUGCAUUACUAUGAAUAUUAUGAUUGCUUUAAGCGCUGUUACAUAAUUAUUAUACUAGUUAAGGUCCUAAUAACUUGAUAACGGGACGUUGCUGUCCGCAUGUUGAAAUGGUGAGUUAGAAUCGGUUUAUGAAUGGUUGUAAGCAUGUAUAUUCUACAGUGUGUUUGUACAUAGCCCUGAUGAUAACCCAGCUGUACCUAAGCCCAGGCAGGGCUGCCGCAGGACUCUGUUAAUCUCCUUUUCUCUUUCCAAGGGGACACUUCCGUUAAAAACAAGAGUGAGCAGAUUCCACAUGGUUUCAGGAAAGGGAAUUGGCACUGGGGUAAUACUAAUCAGCUUUUCAUCCAAUGUUUACCUGUUGACUACGAGGUUGUUGUCGGUUUUUAAGUUGGUGUUGAACUUGGUAUGGUAACUAUCACCUCUGCCCUCCCCCCCACCACCACCCACCACCUCAGUGGACUGAUCCUAGAGCCGAAGUGCUCCCUUAUAUGAGCUUGGUUUUGGUCAACUCUUCUCUUCUUAGGGCCCUUAUAGCAUGUUAUUGUAACUGUCUUUUCUAUAUUUAAUAUUCCUGGCAGUGGUACUACGUAAUUCUAUCCAUUUUCUUUUCGGUCCUCCAUUCCUAAUUUACCGAGAUGUAAAUAAUAUGUACUUGCUUGUAGUUGCUGUGUCUCCACCAGGAGAGUGACUGGUGUUAACUUGUUGUUCACAGAUCCUCAGUUUGUCGUGUACCAGCUUAAGGUAAAGAUCCACACGUCCAACCCGGUGAACACGCGGAAGGAGGAGAAGUACGUGUUCUUCGAGUUCCCCCAGCCGCUGCCCGUGUGUGGAGACAUCAAGGUGGAGUUCUUCCACAAACAGAAUAAAAUGAUGAAGAAGGUGUGGUUCUUGAUUGUACGAUUAGAUUUUUAUAUGCAUAUUAAAUGAGGUAUUGUAGCCUAUUCUGAUUCACUGAGGGAUGGCAAGAUUUAACUGAAAAAACACAUCAUGAGUUAUGAUUUUGGAUUGGAGUAUAGCCUAUAUUUUGUGUUGUGGUUGAGAUAAUAUAACUGCUUUUUGGAGUUAAGUUUUCCCUUAUAUUCACCUCUCCCUCCUCCAUGUGUUUUUCCAUCAGGACAAGAUGUUCCAUUUCUGGGUGAACACCUUUUUCGUCCCUGGACCAGAGGAGAACUUUGAGAAGGUUGAGAAUGGGACGUUGCCAAAGGAGCAGGCAGGAAUCCAAACAGGAGGAACGGGGGACAACGACAAGGAUUACCUGAUCCUCUCACUGACGAAGAACGACCUGGACAAGGCUAACAAGGAUAAAGCAAACAGAUACUUCUCCCCCAACUUCAAGGUCAGUCAGGUGAAUGAGACUUUCUUUGAUUGGGGGGGGGUUGGGAAAAAAUACCUUUUUGAUAAAUGUUUGGCGAAAUAUUUGACUAAUGUUUUGUGCCAAGAUGAAUGCGCGGUAACACUUUAUUUGGAUAGUCCAUCUAUAGAGCCUCUACAGACCAUCUACUAAACUUAACCCUUAUUCUAAACCUAACUGUAACCUUAGCAAGCAGUUGCUUAUCAACAGAUUUGUUUGUUGAUAGUAUGACCAUCUUUAGAGCAUCUACAGAUGGACUAUCCAAAUAGUGUGACCAAAUGCUCUCGCCGCUUCACUCAGAUGAAAUGUAGUUUCCCCUUGGUAUAGAUCCAUUGCCAUGUUUCAGUAUGUGGAUAAUAAUGUUGUUUUCUCUGGAACUCCAGGUGAAGCUGUACUUUACCAAGACUGUGGAGGACAUCUUCAACUCUGAGGCCAGCACUUCCACCUCGCUAACGCCAGACGUUAGUGACAACGAGGCGGACCAUUACCGAUACUCUGACACCACAGACUCUGACCCGGAGAACGAACCGUUCGACGACGAGCAACACACGCAAAUAACAAAAGUGUGAGAUUUUUAUGGGAAGUAAAAAAAAAUAAUAUUAAAAAAAUACGUACUUUCAGAGGGGAAAAAAGGAACUUGAAUAUAAACUGCAAAGCAAGUACCUUUUCCCCCACCAACCUACGGCAGCAGGACAUUUGCGUCACGGAAUAUGCCACCAAUUUUAGGAACAAUAAUGCUGACCAAGUUUUCUUUAUUCGUUUGAAUUUUUUUGCCCCUCCCCAGCUCGUUCAUCCGGAAAGUAUUGACACCGUUGUUGAGUGGGAAAAGGUUCAGUAGCUGUAAUGUAAUAUACCUUUUUGUGUCAAAGACUAGAGAAGAAGAUUUCCGCUAUCAGGAGAUGUGAGAUCCGGUAUGGGAAAGGCUUAUUGGAAAUCUAAAUUUCACUGCUCCAUCUCCUGUGGAAACCAAGGCCAGUGCUUCUGUCACUUUCUCCCCCUUCAUCCAUUGCCCUCCACCAUGCCCCUACCACCCCCACCUACCACCCCUUCCAUCCUGUCUACUGUGAAUGCUUCUUGUGCUUUUUGCAGGUGGUCUCACAUGAGUUUGUGCAGUGUAAACUGCAUGUUAGAAUUUCUCCAGUCGACUUAUGAUUAUUAUUAUUGUGAUUAUUAUAAUUAUUAAGCUACAUGACAUCUAACCAAUGUCCAUUCCUUCUAUCGUGUCUGUUCAAGGUAUGCAGAAACCCAGUAUCACAUGUAUUGUUGACGUUUUUAUGUUUAGAGAAAUAGAAGACAAAACGGCAGGGAAGCCAGUGUUGCAAUAGCGUGAACACUAUAGUUAAAUGACAAACGGUGUGCAUGUUAUUGGAAUCCAUGUUUAAUAAAUUGUAUACCAUGUAAAAAAAAAAAAAAUGAAAAGAAAAGAUUUCUAAAGUCAUUUAAGAUCUGAUUGUAUUUAGCCAGGAGGUCAAAAAUUGCAUCCUUUAUUUUCAUGGUAUCUGCAGGUAUAAUUUGUCUUUUGACAAGCCAUUUAGAAUGCCCUUGUGUUUUUAUGAUACAGUACAUAGCGUGUACCCCCCAAUGUUAACGGUAACAUGAUACAGUUUUGGUGAUCAUCACGGAGGACAAUGGUAUCAUGUUUUGAAUUCAUGUUCAGUGUGUCAUGUACUUAUAGAGGGGUAAUCUGUUCCAAAUGUGUACCUUAUAACAUGCUGUACUACAUCAUGUAUCAAAACCUGCAUUAGUGCAUCUGGGUCGGUUUCCCGCCUCAGUCUCCAGAACGUUUUUUUGACAAACUGCACUUUUUGUGAUCUUAGUAUGUGCAUGGACGCACCAGAAGUGGUGAUGCUGACCUAUUCUUGACGAGUGUUCAGUAAAGCCAAUGGGCUGAGAGGUGACGCUUGGUCAGAGACUGAGGCGACAGAGAGGGAUUGAAUGUAAAGCUUCGUCUGUGAACCGAUCCAGGGGUGUUAAUGCAGGUUUUGAUCAACCCAGGAGUGGAUAAUAUGUGAACUUAGGAGCUCUUUUUAGGUUUCUUUCUCUUGAGACAUCAGAUCUUUGGCUCCUUGAACGACUUGUUUUGCAGCCUUAUCGUAUUUGGUCCAAUGAGAUCCGGAUCACUUGUACAUCCAACAAAAGGUGCUGAAACUGCCAAGCUGCAUGCUUACGAUCCAACAAUAACGGAGCCAAGAAUCUGUACCUAUCAGAUGGUGCAAAUAGCUUCAGUGGAAUACACUACUUCUGUGUGAGAACUUUUAACGUGCACGCCCACGUGCAUUCUUCUGCAGUUGCUGUCCCUAAUUGGCUAGAGUUAUUUCCCUUUUUUCUGUUCUCCUUUUCAAAAACAGGUUUCAUUCCGUUUGGAAUGAAAUUAGCGCAGCUACAGAUUUGACAAAGUCUUGUGCUUGCUUAAGAAAUAUAAAGAGCCCUAUAUAUGCGAAUAUUUAAAUAUGUAUCAUUUAUUUUCAGCAUGCCAAAUUUUUUGUAACACCUGGCCGGUGACCUGCCAUGGGCCAGACCCAGGAAUCUUCACUGAGGGUAGUGAUGUAAGCUGCCUUUUUCCUGUACUCUUUGACAUUAAGGCUUCCCUCUUUUCAACAAUCCAUCGCACAUGCCGUUUCAUCUCGACUUGUUUUAGAAAGACUACUUUCCCUAGGUGUCUGUUAGUUUCUUUGUUGUUUUCCUUCAUCGCAAAGUGUACACUAGCCAACCCAGGAACACUUCAUCUAGAAUUCUCUUUUUUUUGUUUACAUUUUAUGACAUCACUGAAAACCUGCCAAAAGUAAGCUUGAUAAUUAUUUCUUUUUGUUUGUUUUUUUUCUUUGUGGUUUAAGGCGGGCCUAUGGGAGAUAUUCUUUGCCUUACUUGAAGUUGACAAUGCUUACUCUGCUAUUGCUUUGAAAUCUACCAUUCUGCCCAAGCACUGACUUGAUAGUUAAAGUACUUAUUUAAAGCUACUAUUAAUAGAGCAAUAGACUUUUGCACUGUUACAGGGUUUUGCAGGGUUUCAGUCAGUGGUUCACAGUAUUCCCCCCCCCCCUUGUUCCCCUCAGUAAAACAAAAGCCUUGCGAUCAGUGAAGGACAGUGGAAUAAAAUGGCUAGGUGUACCUUAAUCUUGUAUUCAUGCAUCCCCCAUAGAAACAAAAAUGUGUUACUUUGACUGAAGAUGUCCUGACCGUUUUUAUUAUUUUUUAAAAAGAAAAUAAAUAAAAAUCUGGAGAAAAAAAAUGAAUUAACUAUUUAUGACGGUAUUCAUGUUUUCUGGUAAAGACUGCAGGUAAACUAUCGGGCAAAAUAAAAUAAAAAUAAUGAUCUGGAUAAUUUGCUUACUAUUCUGGAUGUUCAGCAGCUUAAAUGAAUGAAUCUAUUCAAUGGCCUCACUAUUAAGGAGCUGAUGUUUAAGAGACGUUUCUAAAUGUUUCAACUUCAUAUUCAUCUCCAGUUUUUAUGUUUAGUAGUAAAAAAAAAAAAGACUUAGUGUUUCUAAUGACGACAGCGGUGUGCAUCGUGUGAUUUUUUACCAAUUAUGAGUAGGCAUU